GAGUCGUAGUCCCGGCUGGCAGCGUCCGGAAGGACGGGAGGGCACGGGAGUGCAGCCUGCCUAUCUGGCUACUGGAGGUCACGUUCCCUAACUGCUCCCUUGGUUCUGUCGGGUGGAGCCUUCAGCGUGCACGGCGGGAUUUGACUUUGCCACCGUCUCUCUUGGGUUUCAAUAAAGUUUUCCUCUUCCUCUCCUCGUACGGAGUUCAAGAUGGCGGCCUCCUGGUCGCUCUUGGUUACCUUGCGUCCCUUAGCACAGAGCCCGCUGAGAGGGAGAUGUGUUGGGUGCGGGGCCCGGGCCGCCGCUCUCGCUCCUCUGGCCACCGCCCCUGGGAAGCCCCUUUGGAAAGCCUAUACAGUUCAGACAUCUGAGAGCAUGGCCCCAACUGCCACUUCAGAGACUUAUUUGAAAGCUUUGGCUGUUUGCCAUGGACCUCUGGACCACUAUGAUUUUCUGAUCAAAGCUCAUGAGCUAAAGGAUGAUGAACAUCAAAGAAGAGUCAUACAGUGUUUGCAGAAAUUACAUGAGGACCUUAAAGGAUAUAAUAUAGAGGCAGAAGGCCUUUUUUCAAAGCUUUUUUCAAGGAGCAAACCUCCCAGGGGCCUGUAUGUUUAUGGAGAUGUUGGUACAGGAAAAACAAUGGUGAUGGACAUGUUUUAUGCUUAUGUGGAAAUGAAGAGGAAAAAACGAGUUCAUUUUCAUGGUUUCAUGCUAGAUGUGCACAAAAGAAUACAUCGCCUUAAACAGAGUUUGCCAAAAAGGAAACCAGGAUUCAUGGCUAAAUCAUAUGACCCAAUAGCUCCUAUAGCUGAAGAAAUCAGUGAAGAAGCAUGUCUCCUAUGUUUCGAUGAAUUUCAGGUCACUGACAUUGCUGAUGCCAUGAUUCUGAAACAGCUUUUUGAAAAUCUGUUCAAAAACGGGGUCGUCGUUGUGGCAACAUCCAACAGGCCACCGGAAGAUCUCUAUAAAAAUGGACUCCAAAGAGCUAACUUUGUACCAUUCAUAGCAGUCUUGAAGGAAUAUUGUAAUACAGUCCAGCUAGAUUCUGGGAUAGAUUACCGGAAAAGGGAACUUCCUGCUGCAGGAAAACUCUACUACCUCACAAGUGAAGCUGAUGUGGAGGCUGUCAUGGAUAAGUUGUUUGAUGAGCUGGCUCAGAAACAAAAUGAUUUAACUAGACCAAGGAUUCUAAAAGUGCAAGGCAGAGAGCUGCGCCUGAAUAAAGCCUGUGGAACCGUUGCCGACUGCACAUUUGAAGAGCUGUGUGAGAGACCACUUGGAGCCAGUGACUAUUUGGAACUAUCAAAGAGUUUUGAUACAAUAUUUUUACGAAACAUUCCGCAAUUUACUUUGGCAAACAGGACUCAAGGUCGAAGAUUCAUAACUCUCAUCGAUAACUUUUAUGAUCUCAAGGUGCGUAUAAUUUGCUCUGCAUCGACUCCUAUAUCAAGCUUAUUUUUACAUCUACAUCAUGACAGUGAGUUGGAGCAAAGCAGAAUACUGAUGGAUGAUUUGGGGCUGAGCCAGGAUUCAGCAGAAGGACUCUCCAUGUUUACCGGAGAAGAGGAAAUCUUUGCAUUUCAGCGCACGAUUUCCCGACUCACAGAAAUGCAGACUGAACAGUACUGGAACGAAGGAGACAGAACCAAGAAGUAACUGUCACUUUCACAUAAAUAAAACUCUAGACAAAUGGUUAACGCAGGCAGAACUCCUUAUUGUGGGACUUGAAGGAAUCAUUUUCUCAUCAUUAAUUAUGCACUUUGUCCUCUGGACCAUUUUAAUCUAAAAUUGCUGUCAAAGAUCUAGUGGAUUAGUAAGUUAAACACUUAACAUUUUUAGGUCUACUUUUUCUUAUUUGGUCUUAUUUCUGCACCAUGAAAUUAAAAUCAUCAUUCCUGAAGAUGAAUGUAGGACCAGACAUUUUAGCUUCACAUUAAACCACCUGAAUGAACCUUGAAUGCACAAGUAAAUGCAAGACAUCUGGACGCCUUCAAGCUUUGACUGCAUGGUGGUGGCACGUUAGAAAUCCAUCUUUUAUAACAGGGGAGAAAUGCCCUAUGUUUCAAUUCAAAACAAAGACAGUUUUCCAAUCUGAUAUAAACUAAAAGGGAUAAUAUUUUAGAAUAUGGGCUCAUAUGUGGUUUUUUUUUUUUGGUUAUGAAUUAUAGUAAAUGUUGCAGGCCUUCAGAUGUCUACAUAAUGAAAAAAUAUGUUUUUAACCCUGAGAUCAAGCUUAGUAGGCAGGACUUGAUCUCAAGUGGUCACAGAGUUUUCUAAAAAAAAAAAAUUGAGAAUUAUAAUGGGAUCAAUUAAGGAGCAAGUGUCAAAUUCCAGCCAACAGGCAGAUCUGCAGGCAGAACUACCAACUCUGCAACCAGGAAUGGGGACCAGCGAGAAAGUGUGGGCGGGAGGGUGGGUGUCAGAGCCGUAGGCACUCCAUCAGCAGAGGAGACUCCCGCUCACAUGAGGCCGGCUGGACCCCAGUGGACAGCAGCCUCCUUCCCACUAUUCGCAGACACUUGCUCUCCUUGCAGCAUGCUGCCCCUGCCCUUGCUGCCGACUCUGCCAUGAGAUGGACCUAAUAGCAAAUAGGAAAGAACGCCUGACAAGCCUGCUUCAAAGGAAAUCUGAUUUGUCCUUCACUGAGCUCAUUUUUUGCUUCUUUGAGUAAAACCUGGCUUUACUAACUAUUGUCACAAAGUGGAUCUUCGGCUGUGGAUGAGUGUGAAAAAAAAGAAAAAACAUAAAAUCCACAAAAUCUAGUGAAAAUUAAGCAUUUAGGGGAAGGUAAGGCAGAGGUAAGUCAGUUCAAUGAUUACAGUGGUCAACAUAAGUAAGCUCUUUGAACCUAUUUGAUUUAUUAUUUAUUUAUUUAUUUUUAAUUUUUAUAUCUUGGCCACUCCAGCCAUCUCCUGGCAGGUGUAGUGUGGCAUGGCAUGGCCCUGUUUAAUUUGUUAGUCAAUAAUCCAUCACAGUAGUCUCUUUUAGACAUUAACCUAAUUAAGGCAAGCAGAUAAAUGGAUGAGUACCCAAGCCAAGAGAAGAGUUUAUUUAAAUUAAGCCUUCUGUCAAUGAAAUGUGGUUUAAAGAUAUUUUUAUUGAAGUGAAACACAGUACUUUCAAAGAGGUUAAGUAAUAGGGAAGAAAGAUGGGAAAUAACCACUUUGUGCCAGAUUUAAUGCUACAUAUUUACAUUAGCUCAAUUAAAAAAAAAUAGUCUUAGAAAGUGAAUAUUAUAAUCCCUGUUUAAAGAUAAGAAAAAUGAGGCUUGGGAAAGUUAAGUAGCUUGACCUGAGAUUCACAGUUUACAACUACAAAACUCAUGUACUAUAUUUUAUACCACACUGUCUCUUACUAUUUAAAAAAAAAGAGAGAUUGUUUUAAAAAUUGAUUGAUUUAACUCAGUGAAUGAAGUUGAAGAUAAAUUUACAACAGAACCAUUGAUUUGAACUCAGUAAAUAUAAAACGUUUAACUUUAUUCUUUAGAUCUUAGCUUUUUACUUUUCCCAUUCCUUUGGUAAUUAUUCUGUACCUUAAUUUUUUAAAAAAUAAUGUGAAUGGAUAGAUAGACAGAUGGACAGUAUGACCGAUAGACAGAACUGUCCCUGAGUGUGAGUGUAUGUAGAAGAGUCCUCCUCUUCUAUAUACUUUCAUAACUUUUAUAACUGUUAUGUUAUAAAAGUUCAUUUGAGGUCAGAUAUUGGGAAUAAAGUUUCAUUUUUCCAUAGAAACAAUCAUGUAAUGUUAGUUGGGGUGCUGUCCCAAUGUGUAGGAGCCUAUGUAAUUCUCAGUGUAGCUUCCCUAUAAUGUCAUUUUGGUACAAAAGAACUUAAACCCUGAGGGAAAAACUGUAGCUCAGGCUCCACCUAAGUAACUGGAGCAUGUGUCCACUUCUGUGUCUCCAAUCUGCAAUCUUCUUCCCCAGCUCCAGGGGCCUGGUGGGAUUGGCUACAGUGUAAGAGGCUCUUUGAGCUGGGAGAAGGGUUUAUGCAGAAAGUGGGACUAGAAGGCUUUGGCUGGAUCUCUGGAGGGGAGGAAGGAGUUCCAGGGUGGCUGGAAAUCUACAAAGUUUAUUUCAUAAAAUAGCAUGCAAGAAAAAAACCCAAGUCUUCAAGAAUAGCCAUCACUAGGAAACAGUAUGGUAGCUCUACUAAAAGAAAAGUAAUGCCAACAUGAAAUGCAACCCCUAGAUUGGAGAGCAGCAUUUCAAUUUGUCUUUCUUCCAAGCCCUGCCCCUGUUACAUUCUCAGCAUUCCAGUCUUUCUCCCUAGAAGUCUCUCAGCAAAUGCUCUUUUUUUGAAAUGCUUUAAAUGUAUACUUUGAGAUGGAGGUUUGAGCUGAGUACUGCUGUGGAAAGCUCCCAUUCAAUUCAAAACACAGAGGGGGGAUGUCUUUAGAGUCAGGAGAAAACACCAUGUGCCAAGGGUGCUCUCCAAACUGAUCACUGGUUCCCAGACUUAACAGAGGUCAAGCGGAGAAAAAGGAAAGCUUUCCUUAGAGAAGAAAAAGAAAAAUCUUAUCACUUCUCAUAUUUCUUUACGCAGUGUAUGAGCUUAUUUGCUGAUAUCACUAAUCCUGAGAUGAAAAACAGGAUGGACUUAAGUAAUUUUUAACCUAUUUCUGAGGCCAAAAAGACUGUAGCAUUAUUUUAAUCAAAUUUAUGCCUUUUCAAUGGGACUUCAAAUUUUAAUAAUAAGGCAAUACUUUUAUCUUCUUAAUGUAUAUAUAUUUCCUGUACUUACAAGUGUGCAAAUAACAUAAUUUUAAAAUUAGUUGGAAUAUUGAAAAAAAUUAAAAUUUCACUUGUAAAAUAA
Molecule: messenger RNA, 4814 nt
Organism: Rhinopithecus roxellana (golden snub-nosed monkey)
Lineage: Eukaryota; Metazoa; Chordata; Mammalia; Primates; Cercopithecidae
Gene: AFG1L
Product: AFG1 like ATPase
Exons: 13
Coding region: 211-1656 (481 amino acids)
Cellular component (GO): mitochondrion; cytoplasm
Molecular function (GO): ATP binding; ATP hydrolysis activity
Source: RefSeq, a predicted model, not a curated record